UACACUCACUACUGGAGUGUCAUCGACACCGAAAGCCGUGAAUGGCACCAAGCAUGGCCGCAGCUGGUGCAGGAUACCUGGACCAUUAUCGAACGCGCCGGCAUCGCCCUCACCGGUCCCCCACUCUACGGCCACGAGACCACUCCUCUGGUGUGUGAGCAGAACGGGAUAAUGAUCAACGGAGUGGGCGAGGACGGAUGUGAGUGUUUGGUGCUUCGCAAAGAAGAGACCACGGUCACUUCGUGUAUGACCCUUGAGCGGCCGUAUGAUCUGGUCGUGGGGUGCAUCCUGCUCCGGGCGUAUGCCUUGGCCCCCGGGCAAUUUGAUUUGAUCUCCGAUGGUUAUUGGGAGGAUUGGCGGCACGUUCGCCAAUUCUACGCCCAACUUUGGCCGGAC
Molecule: messenger RNA, 396 nt
Organism: Aspergillus sclerotioniger CBS 115572
Lineage: Eukaryota; Fungi; Ascomycota; Eurotiomycetes; Eurotiales; Aspergillaceae
Exons: 2
Source: RefSeq, a predicted model, not a curated record